AUGAUGCGUAAAAAUAAAAAUACUGGUCCUUGUGCAGUUGAAAAUUGUAAAGAAAAUGAAAAAGGUCCUGAGUAUGUUACUUUUAGAAGUAUAACUGAUAAAGCAUUCGAUAAGUUAAUGAAGCAUCCAGAUUAUUUAA
Molecule: messenger RNA, 139 nt
Organism: Entrophospora candida
Lineage: Eukaryota; Fungi; Glomeromycota; Glomeromycetes; Entrophosporales; Entrophosporaceae
Source: the annotation of a GenBank genome assembly